Molecule: messenger RNA, 807 nt
Organism: Lactuca saligna
Lineage: Eukaryota; Viridiplantae; Streptophyta; Magnoliopsida; Asterales; Asteraceae
Source: the annotation of a GenBank genome assembly
AUGGCUGUUCUUUUGAAUCCUUCCAUUAGAAAAUCAAUAGCUAUUCCUCUGCCUGAUAUGUUAUACAAGAAUCAUAUGAUCGUUCUUGGUUUUGGAGUUUGUCCUGUCACUAUUGAUACCAAGAUCAUCCAGAUCACUCAAUUGCGUUGGGGUUGGGGGAAUGAACUGAAAAGCGAAAUUGGCAACUUUUGGGAAGUUAAGGUUUAUAAGAAAAGUUCGGGGAAAUUUACAAGUCUAUCUGGAAAUCUCCCCAGCAUAUCAAUACAUAUUAUAGGGCGCCAACUAGUUGUUGGUAGGUAUAUCUAUUGGUGUGCUGUAGAUUGUGCAACUGUCGAUAGUGUGUUAAAAACUCGUAAUCUGAUCGUGUCAUUCGAUAUAACUAAUGAGAACUUUGAUGUAAUAGACCUCCCGGACAAGAUAGCUAUUCUCCCUCUCUCACUGUUUUCUGUUUCUAUGUUACGGGAGUCUCUUGUCUUGCUUGAAUACAAUAAAGACGGAUAUGAAAUAUACAAGGAGGAGCAACUUGGUUGUACUGUAUGGAUGGUGGAGCAGGGUGUAGAAAGAUCGUUUACAAAGCUAUUCAGUAUCAAUGCACCAGGUGACUUGAUGACGGUGUUGGGUUUUACGAAGAGGGGGGGACCUAUUAUGGGAGUCCAAGAUUAUAUCUUUGAGUCGACUGAAGAGCUUGUUGUGUAUGAGCCUAACUCUGAACUAAGCAAUCAUCUGAUUAGUGGAUCUGCAUUUAUCGUGAAUUCCUACAUUGAAACGCUAGUUUUGCUCGGUAGCUCUGAUUGCAGUAGCUAUUGA